Messenger RNA from Fusarium musae, 231 nucleotides. RefSeq lists its product as uncharacterized. The record is from RefSeq and is a predicted model, not a curated record. Lineage: Eukaryota; Fungi; Ascomycota; Sordariomycetes; Hypocreales; Nectriaceae. Gene Ontology annotation, molecular function: protein binding. The transcript is spliced from 2 exons. Bases 1 to 231 code for a protein of 76 amino acids.
AUGAGACCCAUUUCCUACGAGUGGUCGUCGCUCCCUGUAGAGCUUCGACUACAGAUCUUCGGGUAUGUGGCCGAAAAGCAGAAGUAUCGUGCUACAGACUUUAAUCGUUAUGCCUGCGUCUCUUCUGAAUGGCAGAAUUACUUCGAAAGGCUCACAUUCCGGCGUCUUCUGAUCGACAACUCCCAGCUGGACCGGUUCUCCAAGAUGACUGAGGGCGACAAGGCCGAAUAA